AUGACAUUGACUUGGUUCAUCACCGGCUGCUCCAGCGGCUUUGGUGCAUCACUCGCCCGCCAACUCCGUGCUGCGGGCGACAAUGUCAUAGCCUCUGGCCGUAAUGCCGACACAAAACUCUCCCACCUCAAAGACACAGGCGCAGCAAUUCUUGACUUGGACGUCGCAUCGUCUCCCGAGGUGAUCAAGGCCAAGAUCGACGAAGCUUGGGGUAUUUACAACGGGAUCGAUGUGCUAGUCAAUAACGCAGGGUAUAUCUUAUCCGGUGCGAUUGAGGAGUUAACGCAGGAGGAUAUGGAAAAGUCUUUCCAAGUCAACUUCCACGGACCUAUGAACAUCACUCGUGCUGUUCUGCCGCAUCUCAGGAAGAGGGGAUCUGGAACCUUACUCUACGUCAGUUCCCAAGCCGCCUGGCACGCGGAUCCUAGCGCAUCAGGAUAUUGUUCCAGCAAAUUUGCACUCGAGGGCGCUGUUGAAUGUCUUGCCAAGGAACUCGCCAUCUUCGCCCCAGACCUGAAAGUGCUUCUGGUCGAGCCAGGCUACUGCCGCACACCUGUGUUCAACAACAUCCAGCACGUGGAGGCAAGGGUCCCAGAGUAUGCACCGUUCAAUGAAGCAGUGCGUCAAGCUGAGGCUACGUUGACAGCAAAUUCUCCUGGAGACCCCGAAAAGGCAGUUGCCCGCAUGAUAGACUUGGUCAAGAAGAGAGGGUUUGCAGAGGGGAAGAGUGUGCCUUUACGUGUACCUUUGGGCUCGGAUAGUUGGUUUAGAAUGAAGAGCAAGUGUGAUGAAACGCUGGAAAUUUGCAGGGAUUGGGAGGAGUUGGCUAAGAGUGUAGACAUCUAG
Messenger RNA from Fusarium sp. VM40, 846 nucleotides. The record is from the annotation of a GenBank genome assembly. NCBI's taxonomy places the organism in Eukaryota, Fungi, Ascomycota, Sordariomycetes, Hypocreales, Nectriaceae.